Humulus lupulus (European hop) is the source of this 834-nucleotide messenger RNA. RefSeq lists its product as uncharacterized. The record is from RefSeq and is a predicted model, not a curated record. The transcript has a single exon. Lineage: Eukaryota; Viridiplantae; Streptophyta; Magnoliopsida; Rosales; Cannabaceae. Bases 1 to 834 code for a protein of 277 amino acids.
AUGAAGACAAUGUUCUUGGAGCAUUACUUCCCAACAUCUAAGGUUGGUAGUAUAAGGAAGGAAAUUUGUGGUAUUCGCCAACAGACUGGGGAGUCAUUAUAUGAGUAUUGGGAGAGAUUUAAGAGGCUACGUGCUAGCUUCCCCCACCACCAAAUAAGUGAACAACUCCUGAUCCAAUACUUUUAUGAAGGACUAUUUCCAUUGGACAGGAGCAUGAUUGAUGCAACAAGUGGGGGAGCACUGGUGGACAAGACUCCUGCUGCAGCUAGGAGUUUAAUUUCUAAUAUGGCAGCCAAUUCCCAACAAUUUGGAGUUUGUCAUAAGGGUUCAGUUAAGGGAGUAAAUGAGACAAACUCUAAAGUAGAGCAACAACUUGCGCAGUUAACUAGUAUGGUUCAACAAAUGGCUUUAGGUCAACAAGUGAAACCCUGUGGCAUAUGCCAGUUGAUGGGGCAUCUUACUGAUGCAUGUCCCACUCUUCAAGAGGUACAAAUUGAGCAAGUAAAUGUCAUUGGUGGGUUCCCUGGGCAGCCAAGAAAACAAUAUGAUCCCUAUUCAAAUACUUAUAAUGAGAGAUCGAGGGAUCAUCCUAAUAUAAGAUAUGGAAACCAAAAACAAGCAGCACCUACUACACCACCACGGUUUAAUUCUCAACAACGGCCUCAACAAGCCUAUGUACCUUGUCAUCAACAACCUCCUACUAGAGUCCCACAAGAUCAAGAACCAUCAAUAUCAAACAUGCUUAAAACUUUGGUAGCUUCCAAUAUACAAACUCAAGUAAUUCUUCAGAGUACUCAAGUGUCUCUCAAGAAUUUGGAGAACACAAUAGGAUAG